Messenger RNA from Acanthosepion pharaonis, 927 nucleotides. The record is from the annotation of a GenBank genome assembly. Lineage: Eukaryota; Metazoa; Mollusca; Cephalopoda; Sepiida; Sepiidae.
AUGCUUUUCUUGUUCUCUUUCUUUCUCAUCAUUUCAUAUACGCCUCUCUUUUUCCUUUUUCCUUUUUUCUUUCUUUCUUUCUUUCUUUCUUUCUUUCUUUCUUUUCUUUCUUUGCUAUUCUUUCUCUUUUUUCGAUCUUUACACGUUUUAUUUGGAUUUCUUUUUGUCCUUUUCUUUUCAUUUAUAAUGCUUCUCCUUUUCUCUCUUUGUAAAGCUUUCUUUUCGUUCUUUCUUUCUGUGGUAAGUUAUCUUUCUUUCAUCAUAUUUUCUCUGUUCUUUUUUACCUCUCUUUCUUCGAAGCGACGUCUUUUUUUUUGUCGCGUUUUCCCUCUUCAUUUUGUAGUCACGACGCCUCUCUUCCUUUCUUUCCUUCUCUCUCUCUCUCUCUCUCUCUCUAGUGGGGGGCGUUCUCUCUCUUCUUUCUUUUUUACUACAUUUUCUUUUUUUCUUUAUUUCUUUCUUUUUCAUGCCUUCUGUUUUUCUUUAUGUCUUUGUUACUUUAUCUCUCUUCUGUUUCUUUCUUUGCUACGUCUUCUCUCUUUGUUACUUGUAGGCACGUUCCCUCUCUUUUCGGAUCUUUUACCACGUUCUCUUUCUUUCUUCCUUUCUUUCUUUCUUCCUUUCUUUUUUUCAUUCUUUCUCUCUCUCUCUCUUUCUUUCUUUCUUCCUUUCUUUGCUAUGGCUUCUCUUUUUCUUUCUAUCUUUGUGACGUUAUGUCUCUUUCUUUUCUUUCUUCCUUUGCUACGUUUUCACUCACUCUCUCUCUCUCUCUCCCCUCUCUCAGGCACCUCUCUUUUCGAUCUUUCUUUCUGUAGCAAGUCUUUCUUUCCCACUUUCUUUUUUCUUUCUUUUAUCUGUUUUCUUUUUCUUUGUUUCCUUUCUCUUUUUUCUUUUUCCUUUUUCUUUCUUAUAUAUAUAUAUAUAUAA